GUGCCGCGGGCUUCGUUCCUCGGCUUGGAGCAGCCCGCUCAACUCUGACUCAGCUCUGACUCGCCAGCCCCUGGCCGGCUCCCUGGGCCCGCGGGGGUUGGGGGAGGCCGAGGUCUGGGGCUCUUCUUUGGCGGGCCGUCUGGGACACUAUGUCACGAUGGACGAGGGUGGCACGCCCCUGCUCCCCGACAGCCUUGUCUACCAGAUCUUCCUGAGCCUGGGCCCCGCGGACGUGCUGGCCGCCGGCCUGGUGUGCCGCCAAUGGCAGGCUGUGUCCCGGGAUGAGUUCCUUUGGAGAGAGCAGUUCUACAGAUACUACCAGGUGGCCCGGGACGUGCCCCGACACCCAGCUGCCACAUCCUGGUACGAGGAGUUCCGGCGGCUCUACGACACUGUGCCCUGCGUGGAGGUACAGACUCUGAAGGAGCACACAGACCAGGUCCUGCACCUCAGCUUCUCCCACUCAGGCUGCCAGUUCGCCUCCUGCUCCAAGGACUGCACGGUGAAGAUCUGGAACAACGACCUGGUGGUCUCUCUGCUGCACAGUGCCGACAUGCGGCCCUACAAUUGGAGCUACACCCAGUUCUCCCAGUUCAACAUGGAUGACUCGCUACUGCUGGUGUCGGGCGUGUUCUUGGGGCCCCACAACUCCUCGGCAGGCGAGAUUGCUGUCAUCAGCCUGGACACCUUUGCCCUGCUGUCCCGGGUGCGGAACAAGCCUUACGAUGUGUUUGGCUGCUGGCUCACCGAGACCAGCCUCAUCUCGGGGAACCUGCACCGGAUCGGGGACAUCACCUCGUGCUCAGUGCUCUGGCUCAACAACGCCUUCCAGGAUGUGGAGUCGGAGAAUGUGAACGUGGUGAAGCGGCUUUUCAAGAUCCAGAACCUCAACGCCAGCACCAUCCGCACUGUCAUGGUGGCCGACUGCAGCCGCUUCGACAGCCCCGACCUGCUCCUGGAUGUGGGUGGCCCAGCCGCACCUUCCUGCCAGGUCUUUGACCUUGGCAGCGACGGUGAUGAUGAGGCCCCGGCCCCGGCACGGGCCAAAGAGGGUCUGCGGCGCUUCCUGGACGACAUCCUGGACGGGCGGGUGCAGCCCCCGCUGUCCGAGAACGCGCUGGAGACCAGGGUGGCUGAGCUGCUGGCCCAGGGCCGCACCAGGCCCCCUGAGCCCGUGGCCGGCGGCGGGAGGAAGUACCUCGUCUUCACCACGGGCUGUCUCACCUACUCGCCACACCAGAUCGGCAUCAAGCAGAUCCUGCCACACCAGAUGACGACAGCGGGGCCGGUGCUGGGGGAGGAGCGGGGCGCAGACGAGUUCUUCGACUCGCUGGACCACGUCAUCGACGUGCACGGACAUGUCAUUGGGAUGGGCCUGUCGCCCGACCACAGGUACCUGUACGUGAACAGCCGCUCCUGGCCCAGUGGCGCGGUGGUGGCCGACCCCAUGCAGCCGCCCCCCAUUGCUGAGGAGAUUGACCUGCACGUGUUCGACCUCAAGACCAUGCGGGAGGUGAAGCGGGCCCUGCGCGCCCACCGGGCCUACACGCCCAACGACGAGUGUUUCUUCAUCUUCCUGGAUGUCAGCCGGGACUUCGUGGCCAGUGGGGCCGAGGACCGGCACGGCUACAUCUGGGACCGCCACUACAACAUCUGUCUGGCCAAGCUGCGCCACGAGGACGUGGUCAACUCGGUGGCCUUCAGCCCCCGGGAGCAGGAGCUCCUGCUGACGGCCAGCGACGAUGCCACCAUCAAGGCCUGGCGCUCACCCCACACUGUGCGCGCCCUCCAGGCCCCACGCCCGCGCCCGCGCUCCUUUUUCUCCUGGUUUGCCAGCCAGAGGCGCUGACGGGCGCUUUUGGCGGCAAGAGGGAGCCACCCUGGUGGGGCAGCAGCAGCCCUGGGUGUCCUCGAGCUGCUCAGACCCCACGGGGGACGUCACAGGCCCUUUUCCUCAGCCGAGCCACUGCCCAGGCACAUUGGGGCAGAGCUCAGAGCAGUGACGCUGCCUGAGGGAGGUCCAGCAGGCUUGGCAGGGGCUGUGGGAACAGGACACCCCACCUCACCGCUGUGACACUCAGCACCUGGGGGCUGCUUGCCCCACCCACACAUCUGCCUCCUGCUGGCCCCGAGGUGCACAGAAUGGGGCCACUUCUCCAAGGGGACUGGAGGACACACUAAGCUGAGGCCCGUGGUCUGGCUCGCACACGUAGCACCCUCUGGCUGACAAGCCCCCUGCUGGUCCGCAGGGCCGGCCUGCCGGGCAGCAGCACUUUACCGGAUCCGACUGUCCUGGGCCCAGGCCCCUCCUCUGACCACCUGGCCUGACCGGCAGCUGGGGGAAGAGCAAGUCAGUCUGCCACAGGCCCAGGCUUACCCAGCACACUGGAGCGUACCGCAUGUCCACUUGCACACUUGUCACCUGUCCUCUGAAUAAACAGCUGGC
Messenger RNA from Trichechus manatus latirostris (Florida manatee), 2446 nucleotides. RefSeq names its product F-box and WD repeat domain containing 5 (gene FBXW5). The record is from RefSeq and is a predicted model, not a curated record. Lineage: Eukaryota; Metazoa; Chordata; Mammalia; Sirenia; Trichechidae. Gene Ontology annotation, cellular component: SCF ubiquitin ligase complex; Cul4-RING E3 ubiquitin ligase complex. The transcript has 9 exons. Bases 158 to 1849 code for a protein of 563 amino acids. Gene Ontology annotation, molecular function: protein binding. Gene Ontology annotation, biological process: protein ubiquitination.